GCAUCAUCAGCUGCCCUCCUGCAGACUAGCAGGGCUAUCCUCAGUUCAGCUGGCCCCCUUGGGAGAAACAGAACAAAACACCUGCUUGCAGCAGAGUGCAGUGUCAGCCAGCCCGCAUGCCUAAGGGAGCAGUGAGGGCUGGGUGACACCCGAGGCAGCCACCUAUGAGCAGGACAUGGUCUGCGCAACCUCCCACCACAGCUGCAGAGCUGCCAGAGGUACAGGAAAACAUUAUCCCCAGCAUUCAGCUCCAGCUUCAGGAGGUGAAGAGGGGCAAAGCAAGCCAGUUCUUUGCGCUGAUGGGGAAACGGGUGGGAGGAAUACCUCCUCUCCAGUCAGAGAGAAGAACAGGGUAUCAUCGGGGACAAAUGGUCCAGGACCUCCUGGGCAGGAAAGGCCCAGCGACAGAAGAGCUCUCCCCAGGCAGAGAGGAUGAGGACAUGGGGUCCGAGUGAGAGCGCCCAGUGCAUGCUUCCCGGAGGACAAAGUUCCGUUGUCCCUACCUGGACCACACAGCUAACCAUCCGCCGGGCCAACAUUCCUUUUGGGGUCACCUGGGCUCAACGCUGACGUGCUCACAGGCUCUCACUGAACACACUGGACUCAUUCCAGACCUGCGGCCUCAAGCAGCGGUCCCACACAGAUGAACUGUUGUCACAACUGCAGCUGGCGCGAGCCUUCACCCUCACUCACUCUCCUCACCACAGCAGGACCCACCGGCACCACUCCCCGCUAUACUCAGGGCGCAGGCAGGAUCAAUAAAGGAAUGAACAGUGAA
Messenger RNA from Condylura cristata (star-nosed mole), 778 nucleotides. It is a transcript of the gene TAC4, whose product is annotated as tachykinin 4 (hemokinin). Bases 165 to 455 code for a protein of 96 amino acids. NCBI's taxonomy places the organism in Eukaryota, Metazoa, Chordata, Mammalia, Eulipotyphla, Talpidae. The transcript is spliced from 5 exons. The record is from RefSeq and is a predicted model, not a curated record.